GAAGAAGAAACUGAACCCAAAAUUUUCUCUGCCAAGAAGCGACUGGGACUUGUCGGGGUCAUGGCAGUACUCGCUGGAACGGCUGUGUUCUUCAGUGCAGAAGAGAACGUAGCGGAGACUAAGAUAUGGGAUAGAGAGAUGGCUGGAAUACGGAAUGCGACAGCACUGCCUGAACAGCUUGCAAGAAAGUUUCUCAUUAGGAAUAAUCUCGUCUGGAAGCAGGCGGAGGACAAGUGCAAGAGUUAUGGUGCAGAAGUGUGUCCCUUGAAGAACGUCUGCAACGGAAAAUCGCCAAAUGCGCAAAGAGUUCUCUGUACGGAGAGAGGAAGGAAGAGAUGCACCAAGAAGGAUGAGCGGCAACUUCAGAGCAGGUGGGUGCCAGUGAAGGUUGAAGCCAGCAAGCAAUGGGUCAGCACCGAUGACUGCUCGGCUGUUGAGUUUCCCGAGGACAAGAAGAUGAGAGGUGUUGUCGCCUGCUGCGGGAUGAUGCGAGGCAAAGGACCAUACGACGUCCUCGCUGUCCACCUUGCGCCUGUCGUGCAGGAGGUUAGGAAGUCAGGUCUGGGGAAGAGGAAGUACAGACCCGGACAGAGAGACUCCUGGAGUCAGCAUGAGUAUGUGGACAAGAUGAGGAGCAAUGAUCCGUUCCUCGCUCACAAGCAGUCGGGGACGAAAGUGAAGUCGUUCCAUGAGCAUGUAACUGACAAGGCGAAAGAGCACUUGGGGACACAGACAGUGAACGCCAUCUCUGACAAGAUUGCCGACAUUCAUGGUCAAAUGAAGUCGGGCAUCGGAUUGCUUCUCAAUUCCUUUUCUCCUUCGGCCAACGCAACCUCCACAUCGAACCUCAAAGAAUCCGCUCGCACGAAACUGUCGUUUGGAGUCACUCAAGCCGUCAGGAACGCGACGAAGCAAGGCAAGGGUUGGUCACCUUGAGGUGGAACGAUCUCUCAACUGUUCGAGUGAGUGGAGAAGGGGCGCAUCCGAGGCUCCUUGGAAUGUACAGGAUAGGUUUACGGAAAGAUGUUCUGCCUUCUGUCGGCUGCUGGCUUAUUGGUCAAGCUUGAAUUGUAAAUAAAGGAUCCUU
This is a messenger RNA of Guillardia theta CCMP2712, 1087 nucleotides long. RefSeq lists its product as hypothetical. The coding region runs from base 61 to 936 and encodes 291 amino acids. NCBI's taxonomy places the organism in Eukaryota, Cryptophyceae, Pyrenomonadales, Geminigeraceae. The transcript has 12 exons. The record is from RefSeq and is a predicted model, not a curated record.